CAUGAUAAGCAAACCUUUAUUCGAACAUUUAGAAGUGUCACAAUAUUUCAAAUACUAUGUAGAAACGAACGCAUACCAAAGCAUCCAUACAUAACACAUUUUGUCGUAUUUGUGUUAGAAUCGUAUAUUUAUAGUCCAUACUUUUAGUAAGUGUUUUUUGCAUGUAAUCAAGUUUGCUUUGUUUAAGUGAUUUUUUGUGCAACUCAGAGAACAUGAGGAAAAAGUAAUGAUAUGUCUAGUAAAUCAUGCAUGAGCCGCUUAUCAAAAGAUUAGAGGUUCUGGCUCUGAUAAUAAAUGAAAACACGAGCUGAAGUCAUAAUCAUUAUAUUCAUGAUUUUGUUGAUACUAUUUCUCCUAUAGCCUAAGUUAAAACCUUUUGUUAAAAACUUAUUUGAACUAUGUUAAUAAGGCAUAAUAGCUAUGACUAAGAUUUUUGUAAAAAAUGAAAAAUUUCCUCAACUCAUGAAACAACCCUAAGGAUUUUCCCCUCUUUUUCCUUCACCUGCCAAAUCUCGUUGAGCAUUCAGUUUUCUCUCCACAAGUUGCAAACAUAUUCUCGAUUUCCCCAAAUUUCAAGGUCAAGAACUGCCAAUUUGCUCUUGAAUUCCUUCACUCUUGGUUAUGGAACCCUCCUCCACUUCUUCCCCCUCCAAGAAGCUUCUUAUCACAGAUCUGAAGCCCAAAUCGGUCCCCAGUUCCGCCUCCUCUUCCUCCGCCACCAGCACUCCUCCGGCGCCGGAGAAGAGGACCCGCGACCAGCCCAAUAUGUCCGAUUGCCACUGCUGCGGCCGCCGGAUUAACCAAUCAAACCCUAAGGACCGCCUCCAGCCGAUCGACAGCGUUUGGCGGAUAGUGCUCCUCUGCAGGAAAUGCCGCAGGGGUGUUUCUUCGGGCCAAACGUGCCCUUACUGCUUCCAAGCAACGGGGAAUUCAGGUGAUCUUUGUACAUGCAGAGCUUGUCAACGCAAAAUUCAUAAUGAUUGUGUUAGGGAUUAUGGUAAAUGCACGCCUUGGUGUUAUUUGGGGGCGGGGUUUGAGGGGUUUAGGGUUUGUGUGGAUUGUUGGGUGCCUGAAUUGCUCAAAAAUUCGAUUCAAAUUUUGGGGAGUGAGAACAUGGGUGGGUUGAAAGAAAAGGGUGAAGGUAUAAAUGUGUUGGAGAAUUCGGAGCAGAAUGGAAUGUGUGAGGUGGAGAAGAUUAAAAAGGUGGUGAAGGCAAAGGAUCAAGUGACAAGGAGGGGAAAUGGGACGAUUGGUCAGGAUGGCUUGGUGGAUGGUGCUUCUAAUUUGCUUGGUAAGAACUAUAGGGAUAAUUUGAAGGCUGGGAGUUCGAAUUGUAGUGGUGAAAGUGAAGCUGAUGAUGCUGAAUUAGCAAUUCAAUUGCAUAGAGUUAUGAAUAGUUCACCGAGAAUUUUGAGGGGUAUGCCAGUGGGAAGCUCCAAUGAUGUGGAUGCUUCUAACACUAGGAAUUGGAAAGGUUUAUCUUAUAAGAGAUCUGGUUUUGGAAAAAGACGCAGUGGAGACCAGAAACUUGAUAGCUGUGCAGAUAGUGCUGUGAAUGAUUCAAGUGCUGGUCUAACUGGACUAAGCCUAGGACUAAUACCUUAUAGGCGGGACAAGAAGCGGAGAAUCUGGUCAAUAGAAAAUGAGAAUACUGAAAUAUCUGCAUCAACAUCUAGCCUGCAGCCAGCAUUGAAGAACUUGCAUUCAGAUGAGGCCGGGGUUGCCUGUUUGGAUGAUGCUGGGAUUGAGUGUUCAGAUGAAGCUGGGGUUGGGUGUUCGCUUACGAGUGGUGCUGAUACAUCAGAGGAUCCAAGUUGUGAUAAUAUUGGAUGGACUAAUUCUUGUGCAGAUGAUGGUAGAAUUGGAAAAGAGCUUAUAACUUACAAGCGCACUAGGUUCGGGAAGAAGGUAUUCCAAAUGAAUGGCCUGAUUGAUGUUUAUGGUGAUAGCAGCCCUUGUGGUAACUGUGGAUCGCCCUUCGAGGCUGCGUGUUGUCAAUAUGAUUCUGCGAACCUUAAUACUAGUUCUCUAGUCAAGAGUAAAACUGAGGAGAUUUUGCCGAGUGGCACUUCUGAUACAGCGCAGGAUCGCUAUCAUCUAAAAUAUGUGAAAAGAAUUCCAGGCACCAAAGCUGACUCGAGUUUCCUUCGUUAUGGCACUUUUCAUGCCAUAGACCGCUAUCUGUUUAAAUAUGCUAAGAGGGUGAAGAGUUCCAACUACAGCUCAAGUUCUGAAGCUAAACCGCACUCUAAUGCUUUUCUGGAUGAAAUUGGCAUCUCUGCUACAAGAUUAACUACUAACUGCUCUGCGGAAUCUAGGACUCUGUCUGAUCUUUCAUUUGACUCCUUUACCGUUGAUCUGCCUCAGUGAGCAGGAAAAUUUAAUGACUCCAAUAUUGGUGGCAUUCUUUCAGUGGAUUGGCGGAAAUGGUAAAUGUGGCUUAGAGUAAGAAGGGUACUCUUUCCUGUUGUUCCAUUAUUGUUUGAUACCCGUGCACAUUGCUGCUUUGACAAAUCUCUGUAGUAUUUGACAAGUUAAGAUGCCAAUAUCAGCCUCUUGCUUCUUUAUGAUAGCAUGUAUCAUUUGAAGUCUAUAUUAGUAGAAUUAGUUAAUGCUCUGGCCUGUGGCUAUCUGACGAUGAGUAGAGUUGAUGUAUAUAGCCUUUUUUCUUGGAUCAAAA
Messenger RNA from Salvia splendens (bonfire salvia), 2680 nucleotides. RefSeq lists its product as uncharacterized. The transcript is spliced from 2 exons. The coding region runs from base 622 to 2370 and encodes 582 amino acids. The record is from RefSeq and is a predicted model, not a curated record. NCBI's taxonomy places the organism in Eukaryota, Viridiplantae, Streptophyta, Magnoliopsida, Lamiales, Lamiaceae.